This is a messenger RNA of Theobroma umbraticum, 847 nucleotides long. Its product is annotated as citrate-binding protein-like. The record is from RefSeq and is a predicted model, not a curated record. NCBI's taxonomy places the organism in Eukaryota, Viridiplantae, Streptophyta, Magnoliopsida, Malvales, Malvaceae.
UGCUUUGUCCCCUCCUUUCUUUAAAAGAAGAAAUUAGAAUGGCUGCUUUACUAAUCUUUGCUUGUCUUUUGCUCAUGCAUUUGGCAUGCAGCUGGCCUGUUGAUCCAACCAAAGGCUUUGUUGAACUCCCAUUGAACAAAUCUAACUUCCAUAAUGACAAGCCGUACGACUUACCUGUAAGCGACCGCUACAGCUUUGUAGAUGGAGUUCACAAGCUUUGGGUUUACUCCACAGACAAACCACUGUUCAAAAAUAGCGCCACCAAGCCUCGAUCGGAGAUUCGUAUAAGAGGCUAUGACUAUUCUUCUGGAGUCUGGCAAUUUGAAGGCUACGGCUACGUGCCCUGCGGAACCACUGGUGUUUGCAUCAUGCAAGUGUUUGGAGCAACUCCACCUCGAGCCACAACUUUAAUGCUAAGAGUCUAUAAUGGUUCACUCUAUUACUACAAGGCAGGUCCAGUUGUGUUGGAGAACAUCUACGACCGAUGGUUUCGGGUUAAUGUAAUCCAUUAUGUAAAUGCUUCGAAGUUACAGGUUUAUAUUGAUGGUGUUCUAAAGCUGGAACCUCCUGGCCAUGGAGGCACAAACCAUUAUUUUAAAUUUGGGGUUUAUGGAGAAAAUGAUUCUUCUUACUAUAUGGAAUCCCGUUGGAAGGGCAUCAAGGUUCUGACGAAAAUGUGAUUGACCCUAUUCUUACAUAUUAUAUCAUGAACUUUCUCAUAAAAAAAAUUGUGAGACAAAUGUCACAGCAUAUUGCUGAAAUAAUAAAUUGUAUAAUCUGUGUGAUGUCUAUACAUUUGUACUUUAGAUUCCAGAGAGUUCGCUGAAUAUGUGAAUAUACAGUACAA